AUGGCCGACGGCGCCCGUCGUCCCAAGGCCCUAGUGCUGGUUGGCGGGUAUGGCACCCGCCUGCGCCCGCUCACCCUCACCGUUCCCAAGCCCAUCAUCGACUUUGCCAACCGGCCCAUGAUUGUGCACCAGAUUGAGGCGCUCAAGGAGGCGGGGUGCGACGAGGUGGUGCUGGCAAUCAACUAUAGGCCGCAGGUCAUGAUGGACUUCCUCAAGGAGUGGGAGGAGAAGCUGGGCAUCAAGAUCACGUGCUCACAGGAGCCCGAGCCGAUGGGCACGGCGGGGCCGCUGGCGCUGGCGCGUGACAUCCUCCACAACGACGAGGGCGUGCCCUUCUUCGUGCUCAAUAGCGAUGUGGUGUGCGGGUACCCCAUGAAGCAAAUGAUGGAGGCGCACCUACGCACCGGGGCGGAGGCCACAAUCCUAGUGACCAAGGUCUCUGACCCCUCCAAGUACGGCGUGGUGGUGAUGGACGAUCAGAACAAGGUGGAGCGGUUUGUGGAGAAGCCGCAGGUGUUUGUGGGCGACAAGAUCAACGCGGGCAUCUACUGCCUGUCGCCCAAGAUCCUGGACCGCAUCGAGCCCCGCCCCACCAGCAUCGAGAAGGAGAUCUUCCCCAAGGUGGCGGCUGACGGGCAGCUGUACGCCGUGGAGCUGGAGGGGUACUGGAUGGAUGUGGGGCAGCCCAAGGACUACCUCACAGGCUUGGCGCUGCACCUGGCCGCGGUGCGGGAAAAGGCGCCCGACACGCUGGCAGAGGGCAGCCACAUCAGCGGCAACGCCAUCAUCGAUUCCACCGCCAAGAUCGGCAAGGACUGCCUCAUCGGCCCAAAUGUGGCCAUCGGCAAGUUCUGCGAGAUUGGCGACGGCGUGCGGCUGUCCAACUGCGUGAUCCUGAACCGCGUGACCAUCAAGAACUUUGCCCGCGUGGCGGACAGCAUCAUCGGCUGGAGCAGCAAGAUCGGCAGCUGGGCGCGGAUUGAGAACAAGGCGGUGAUUGGGGAGGAUGUGUUCAUCAAGGAUGAGGUGUACCUCAACGGUGCCAUUGUACUGCCGCACAAGGACAUCAAGGACUCAAUCCUGGAGCCAGGAACCAUCAUCAUGUGA
Molecule: messenger RNA, 1107 nt
Organism: Chlorella variabilis
Lineage: Eukaryota; Viridiplantae; Chlorophyta; Trebouxiophyceae; Chlorellales; Chlorellaceae
Exons: 15
Coding region: 1-1107 (368 amino acids)
Biological process (GO): GDP-mannose biosynthetic process; cell wall mannoprotein biosynthetic process
Cellular component (GO): cytoplasm
Molecular function (GO): mannose-1-phosphate guanylyltransferase (GTP) activity; GTP binding
Source: RefSeq, a predicted model, not a curated record